Messenger RNA from Siniperca chuatsi (mandarin fish), 2030 nucleotides. It is a transcript of the gene cdx1b, whose product is annotated as caudal type homeobox 1 b. Gene Ontology annotation, molecular function: RNA polymerase II transcription regulatory region sequence-specific DNA binding; DNA-binding transcription factor activity, RNA polymerase II-specific. Gene Ontology annotation, biological process: regulation of transcription by RNA polymerase II; cell differentiation; embryo development. Bases 348 to 1241 code for a protein of 297 amino acids. The transcript is spliced from 3 exons. Lineage: Eukaryota; Metazoa; Chordata; Actinopteri; Centrarchiformes; Sinipercidae. Gene Ontology annotation, cellular component: nucleus. The record is from RefSeq and is a predicted model, not a curated record.
GGAUGAGGAGGAUGAAGUAAGGAGGAACAAGAGAGAGAGAGAGAGGUUCAUGCCAAUAAAGUCUUUGAAUAGAGCUGAAAAAACUGAGGGGGGGCAAUAAAAGCACCCAUGUGACUGCAGCAGCUUUUAACAGGCAGCUGAUGGAGAAACCGCACGCAGACGGAGAACAGGUGGAGGUGCGGGCAGGUAGAGAGGUGGAGAAAGAGAGAGAGAGAGAGAGAGAGAGAGAGAGAGAGCACACUCAGCGAAGCUCACUUUACCUGCAGGCCCAGCUCAGGUGAGAGAGAGGGGGGCAGAGAGGCAGGCUGGAUCCGCAGUAUGCUGAGGGCGUCCCCUCACCUGGAAAGAUGUACGUGAGUUACCUGCAGCUGGAUAAGGACCCGGCAAUGUACCCGCACCAGACCCCGGUGUCCCGCCACCCGGGGCUCAGCCUCAGCCCGCAGAACUUCGCGGUGCCCGCCCCGCCGCAGUACUCGGACUUCGCCAGCUACCACCACCACCACCACCACCACGGCAUCAACAACGAGGUGCACCCGGUCCAGCAGGCCGGGCCGGGCGCCGGCGGCUGGAGCCCGGCCUACCCGCCUCCACCUCCGCCCACACGGGACGACUGGUCGCCCCACCACUACGCCGCUGCAGCCGGGGGGCCUCCAGCGGCGUCCGGCACGGUGGGUCCCAGCCUGGGGUUCAGCCCCCUGGAGUUCCCCGGACAGCCGCCUGCGCUGAUGCCCGCGUCCCUAAACGCGUCUGCGGGGCAGCUGUCCCCCGGAUCCCCGCAGAGGAGGAACCCGUACGACUGGAUCCGCCGCAGCUCCGCGCAGCCCACCAACCCCAACGGAAAGACGCGGACUAAAGACAAGUACCGGGUGGUGUACACCGACCACCAGCGGCUGGAGCUGGAGAAAGAGUUUCACUACAGCAAAUACAUCACCAUCAGGAGGAAGGCGGAGCUCGCCACAGCACUCGGCCUGUCGGAGAGACAGGUGAAGAUCUGGUUCCAGAACCGCCGGGCAAAGGAGCGCAAGAUCAACAAGAAGAAGCUCCAGCAGCCGGCCUCCUCCACCACCACACCCACCCCUCCCGCCGGCACCAACGGCAGCGGAGGAGGAGGAGGAGGAGGAGGAGGCGGCGGCCUCCACGGAAAUGGCGGGAGCAGCGUCGCCAUGGUGACGAGCAGCAGCGGCAGCAACGGGCUGGUGUCCCCUUCCUCCAUGCCUUUGAACAUCAAAGAGGAGUACUGAGGAGGAGGAGGAAGGUGCUUCGUUGGACGCUGAUGUCGGGGAUACGGACUAAAAGAUUCUCCCCUACGAACUGAAAAACUUUUGGCGUCACAUCCUGCCGCUUGCCGCCGUCCUGCCUGCCCUCUUCAAGCCAAAGCUCGUUGAAAAAUUUGAGAAAAUGCAGAUGGGUGAUCUCACCAGCAACAGUACUUCUUCUCCCGUCAGACUGUUGUUGCAGAUAAUAACAGAUUGUGAUUAGAUGUUUGCUUGCUGGGAUGUCGACAGGCGAAACGAAACCGCAGGACUUUUAUCACUCUCCCGAACCCCGGUUCGGCUCUUCGCUCCUGCCAGAUCCACCGCCGGGUACAUCACCGCAGAGUCAUGUUGUUUGUCCAAACUUUCUUCAAACUCACAGAACUUUAUUCGAAAUACUAGCAGAGAUCCCAAAGUGCCAAAAGAUACCAAAACGAUGCACAAGACAUGUUGAAUAUUUCCAUUUGAUGGAAUGAUGCAGCCAUAAAAAUAUGUCUUGGGUUUGAAUAUUUCAACGAAGAGCUGCAGCAAGCAGACGCAGAAUAUACUUGUAUAAGAUACUGUCAGACAGUGUGGAUAACGUGUUUUGUUUUGUUUUUUAACUCUAAAGCUACUUAAAAAUUGGGAUUGGGAUUUUCAGGGUAAAUCCUGUUUUCAGAUGUUUGUUUUUUUUUGCUUGAUGAUGAUGCAUUUAAGAAAACAUAGAUCCUGCUUUAUUAAGAAAUGUUUUCUCGACCCAUAGAGGACAAUAAAAUCCAGUGACAGAAUCCCAGCAUG